GGAAGAGUGCAACGUUAUCAUGGCCAGGCUUACGGACUUGAAAUUAAAACUGCAAUCGCUGAUAAGGGUAACGGGAAUUUACAUAUUGAGAUUAGGUGCCACUUUAGGUCUCGACCCCAACGAAAUUGACGUAACAGUAACGACUGGUACGUCCGCAGGACCGACACUCCACUCAUUAAGUUACGACCUUUUGGACCAAGCCAGUUCGACGCGAGGCCCAUCUCCUGCACCCGGCGAUUCGAAUGACACGCAUACAGGGGAUGACGACGGCAGUCGCAUUUCCGUUUUGCGAAGAAGCUAUCACUUCUUGGGCAGAGUCGUUAGGGCUUCGUUGCCGAUACAAGCGAUGAUGCUGUUGCUUCUGGGAGCGGCUUCUUUAGUUCCGACAACACAAGACGACUAUUCUUGCUUGCUUGUUAACAAUUUCGCAAACAGUUUUACGCCGAUGCUCCGGUAUAACGACGGACCGCCGCCACUUUAAUAACAAGAACGAGAAGCUGAGAUCAAAGAAACAAAGACUUGGGAUUCUUGUAUCUACUUUUGUUCCAUUCCAUACUGUAUUUGUUAAAGUAAGUGACUGUUUUCUUUACUUUUCUUUUCUUUUUCGUCCUUCCUAACGUAAUACUUUACUAUAAAUAAUACUUCAUAUUUAAUUAUGACUCGGUGAAAAGUUUAUUUUCGACUCUUUUUCGAUAUUACUUAUAGAGACUGCUGUUAGGUUCUUUUUAUAAGAAAAAGUUUCGACAAUUAUAUAUUUAUGUCGCGAUAUGAUAUAAUGAUGUAUCUAUAAUAUGGUGUGAUACCGUUGCUUACUUCGGUUCUGUUCUUUUAUUUAACUUAACACGAUACCUACCCACAAAUUAAUUAAUUAUCUAUAUAUUAUAACCAAUUAUUACGAUUAAAAGCUUUCGCAAAACCAAUAAAAGUUCGCUGCAAAUGUAUAAGUACUGUGAUCAAUGCCUUGGUUUUUUUUUAAUUAGUCUUUCCUUUUUUUUUUUUUUGAAUGAAUCGAAAAU
This is a messenger RNA of Agrilus planipennis (emerald ash borer), 1016 nucleotides long. Its product is annotated as nesprin-2-like. Gene Ontology annotation, biological process: nuclear migration. Lineage: Eukaryota; Metazoa; Arthropoda; Insecta; Coleoptera; Buprestidae. The record is from RefSeq and is a predicted model, not a curated record. Bases 20 to 481 code for a protein of 153 amino acids. Gene Ontology annotation, cellular component: cytoplasm; nuclear outer membrane; meiotic nuclear membrane microtubule tethering complex. Gene Ontology annotation, molecular function: actin filament binding. The transcript is spliced from 3 exons.